CCUUCCCUUCGCUGCCGGGGACCAGGCCGACCCGGUCCCCAGCGGCCCGGGGCCUGCUCCUGGACCCUGGCUCGGCCCGGCCCCUGGAGGCCUGCCCUGGGGCGGUGGUGGAGGCAGCAGCCGCGGUGCUGAGGGUCUAUUCUUGUUUUCAAUGGAGAGGAUUGCACAGAUUCAUGAUGAAAACUAGCCCCCAUCGGCCCCUGAUUCUCAAAAGACGGAAACUUCCCCUUCCUAUCCGUGAUGCCCCAGGUGAAGGAGCAAAAGAUGAGCCUAAAGCGACUCCUGCUCAACAGGAGUCUGGGCAAAUGCAGCCACCCAAGGAGGUGGCAGAACCUGAUCUUCAGAAGUUUCCAACAGGCAUCAAGAUCAUCAACCAUCCCACCAUGCCGAACACCCAAGUGGUGGCAGUUCCCACCAACACAGAUAUCCAGAGCAUCAUUGCAGCCCUGACUGCCAAAGGGAAAGAGAGCGGGAGCAGUGGGCCCAACAAAUUCAUACUUAUCAGCAGUGGACGGGCCCCUACCCAUCCUCCGGGAUCCCAGCCCCCAAACCAAGGAGAUGAAGUGGGCAAGAGGGCAGAAGUGGUAGCUGCAAGCAUGGGACCAAAACCUGCAACUAGAGACGUGACCCUACCCAGACCACUAGGAGCCCAUUCUGGUCGGGGAUGGGAGCUGGAGGGCUGUGCUGGAAGUGAGGCAGCAGGCUGCCUUCUGGAUGAUAGCCUGACCAAUAUUCAAUGGUUAGGAAAGAUGAGUUCUGAUGGACUGGGUUCCUGCAGCAUCAAACAAGAGAUAGAAGAGAAAGAAAACCAACAUCUGGAGCAAAGUCAAGUCAAGAUGGAAGAACCCCCAGCUGCAUCAACCUCCUGGCAGGAGUCUGUAUCGGAGAGACCACCUUAUUCCUACAUGGCUAUGAUCCAGUUUGCCAUCAACAGCACUGAGCGGAAACGCAUGACCUUGAAGGACAUCUAUACCUGGAUUGAGGAUCACUUUCCCUACUUUAAGCACAUCGCCAAACCAGGCUGGAAGAAUUCCAUACGCCACAAUCUUUCUCUACAUGACAUGUUUGUUCGGGAGACAUCUGCCAAUGGCAAGAUCUCCUUUUGGACCAUCCACCCUGAUGCCAAUCGCUACUUGACAUUGGACCAGGUGUUUAAGCCACUGGACCCAGGGUCUCCACCACCGUCUGAGCACUUGGAAUCACAGCAACAGAAACGGCCCAUCCCUGACCUCCGCAGAAACCUGGGCAUCAAAGCUGAGCUCCCCUCGAGUGCACGACGGAAGAUGAAGCCGCUACUCCCAAGGGUCAACUCCUAUCUAGUACCAAUCCAGUUCCCAGUGAAUCAACCCCUGGUGCUGCAGCCCUCGGUGAAGGUGCCAUUACCCCUGGCUGCCUCUCUCAUGAGUUCAGAGCUUGUCCGUCAUAGCAAGCGGGUUCGCAUUGCCCCCAAGGUGCUGCUAGCUGAUGAUGGACUCUCUCCCUUUUCCACUUCUGGAUCGUUGAAAGAGGAACGAGUCCUACCUGGGGAAGGGCUGUCUCCUUUGUUUCAGGCUCAGUCUGUCAAAGAAGAAGAUCUCCAGCCCAUGGAAGAACUAUCCCAGUUUGCAAGACCCAUCAAAGUGGAGAGCCCACCCUUGGAAGAGUGGCCCUCACCCUUUCCAGUGGUCAAGGAGGAAGUACCACACCCCUGGCAGGACCCUUCCCUUCUCCCUGCCUCCAGACCCAAGAAGACCUUCACAGGGCUCAAGUCUCCACCACGGGGUGUCUCUGACAUGCUUGUGAUUAAGCGGAGGGAAAGGAGAGAGAUGAGUCGAUCCAGAAGGAAACAGCACCUUAUCCCACCUUGCUUGGAAGAGCCAGAACUAUUGUUCCCAGAGAUCCCUGGACCCUCCAGACAAAACACAGAUCUCUCCUUCCUCUCAGAGGCACCAGAGUCCACCUCCCAACUCAGCCACUCUCAGGAUGAAGGAGGUCCCUUUAAAACACCCAUCAAGGAGAUGUUAUGCAAGCUACCCAUUUCCUCCACCCCCAGCAAAGCUGUUCUCCCUAUGACCCCAGACCCAUGGAGGCUGACACCCCCUAACAAGGAGGCAGGGCUCGAUUUUAGCCCAGUGCGUACUCCCCAGGGAUCUUUCACCCUGCUGCCAGAUUCCAUGGGGCUGCUGGAUCUCAGCACUACUCCACUGAAGAAUGUUCCUCUCUUUGAGUCACCCCAGGAGCUUCUUCAUCCAGAGUCACUUGACUUGGUCUCUGACCCUUUCAAUAGCUCUCCCACUUCGGAUCCUGAAGCCCCCAAGCCUGGCUCCCCUGACAUGCAUGUCUCCAACCUUUCUGCCAACCGUUCACUGACUGAAGGCUUGGUUCUAGACACCAUGAACGACAGCCUCAGCAAGAUCCUAUUGGACAUCAGUUUUCCUGGCUUAGAGGAGGAUCCCCUGGGCCCUGACAAUAUUAGUUGGUCUCAGUUUAUCCCUGAAUUACGGUAGAGCCCAGCAGUCCCCACUAGUCCGUUAGUUGAGGUUUGACAAGUAGCUGGGUGGUCUAACGGUUAGACCACUUCACACACUCGGUGUGAAGGCAGCAGGGCUGCCAAUAGCUAGUGAAGCCCUCUGCUUCUCUUAGCUUUGUUUCUCCCAAUUAGGUCAAGGUAGCCGGUGGCGUUCUAGCUGUCUCCUGAUCCAGCUGACUGCAAGCUGGUCUCCUGUUGGCUGGUCAUUGCUCAUCACGGAGCUUCCCCCAAGAAAAUCUGCCCUUUCCCUCCAUCACCAGGCUGACCUUCUCACCAAGUGCUAAUGGGUGGGAGCUGCCUUAUCUGUAUCUAGAAGCUUCCCGCCUUUCCCUGCUCUCUUCUCGGUGGCCCUUUGGGGCCAGGUGGUCAUUGUAAAUAGUGUAUAUUCUCCAGAUUAUCCUCUAAUUAUUAACAUAACUUUAUUUCCUUAGAUCAGUAUCGUGGGGCUUGCCAGUGGGUGGGUAGAGUGAUGCAAGUUUUUUGUUUGUUUCCAUGGCUUGCUUUUGGUCUUCUCUGGGAGACAAGAGCUUCAGGUUCAUGGCUCGAGGGCUUUUCUGGGUCAGUAAUGCACUUCUCAAGAUUUCUUAACUCACCAUGCAUUCAGAAUAAGAGAUCUGUUUUCUCCUCGCUGGACUCCUACAAUAACUUUCCUGUUGAGUUCGGGGGGUUCGUAGUGGAACAAAGGAGAGCCACAACAGUGCUCUCGUUGGGAUGGGGUCAGUUCCCCAAAGCUGAAUGGGGGGAGGUAUCAGGUAACUAGGGUAUUUCUUCUAGGAUUCCAGAUUUUGCCGUGCAGCCCUGAGAAGGGAGAGUUUGGCCAGAGGAUGGAUGGGAUGGGGCGGGGGGGAGUAUGAUCAUAUGGUCACCCUUACUUAUGCUCAGUCCCCUCUGUUUGCACUUCAGCUUUUAUAACCAACCCACCCUGUAAGCCAACAUUUCAUCAUUAUAUUAGGCCAGAGCCUUAGGUACACGCAGUUGUAACCACCUACUCAAUAAAGGCCAGGGUGGAGAUG
This is a messenger RNA of Dromiciops gliroides (monito del monte), 3522 nucleotides long. RefSeq names its product forkhead box M1 (gene FOXM1). The transcript is spliced from 9 exons. Gene Ontology annotation, molecular function: sequence-specific DNA binding; DNA-binding transcription factor activity. Gene Ontology annotation, biological process: G2/M transition of mitotic cell cycle; regulation of DNA-templated transcription. Bases 174 to 2486 code for a protein of 770 amino acids. Lineage: Eukaryota; Metazoa; Chordata; Mammalia; Microbiotheria; Microbiotheriidae. The record is from RefSeq and is a predicted model, not a curated record.